UCAAGCAAAUCCACAAAUCCCAAUUCGAGCUCCAGCAAGUCCAAUAUCAGCUCCAGCAGACUCAGGUCCAACAGGUCCAACAUGUCCAGCUCCAGCUCCAGCAGACCCAGGUAUAGCAGACAUGGAGUCAACAGAGCUAGCAACCACUCCAAUAUCAAGUCGACCUCGAAUCUCAACAAGGACAGCAGCAGCAGGCAUGGGGCCAGUAGGGCUAGCAACCACCCCAAUCUCAAUUCGACUUCGAAUCUCAACAAAGACAGCUACAGCAGGCAUGGGGCCAGCAGAGCCAUCUGAGCCAGCAACCACUCCAAUCUCAGGUCGACCUCGAAUCUCAACAAGGACAGCAGACAUGGGGCCAGCAGAGCCAGCAGAGCCAGAACAGUCAGCAGAGCCAGCAGAGCCAGCAGAGUCGGAAGAGCCAGCAGAGUCGGCAGAGUCGGCAGAGCCAGCAACCAUCCCAACCUCAAGUCGACCUCGAAUAUCAACAAGGACAGCAGCAGCAGCGAGAUGAUACCGACCAUGUCAACCCCAUCAGGUGCUACAGAUGUGGUGAUGUCGGGCAUGGCGGCAGAAACUGCCCUGGAUGGAAAGCAAUGUUGCGGCGGCGCUCUCACUAGAGUCCGAAGCGCUAGUUUCUUCAUAUAGCCCCUAUAUCAUAAUGAAGUAGCUGUAGUUGCUCCUUUUUCUUUGAAGCGAAUAUUCAA
This is a messenger RNA of Trichoderma harzianum CBS 226.95, 704 nucleotides long. NCBI's taxonomy places the organism in Eukaryota, Fungi, Ascomycota, Sordariomycetes, Hypocreales, Hypocreaceae. The record is from the annotation of a RefSeq genome assembly.